ACUCUUACUGACUAAAAACCCCCCGUUCCUUCUGCUCUGGGCAGAGGCCGCGGUGACUCAUUGCGCUUAACUCGCAACCCUUGCCCCUUUAUCGUGCUGGGACUCCUUAAGUUUCAUCGGCACGCACAUUUUAUCAACUUAGUUUUAUUAUGUAUAAUGAUGAUUAUAAAGAGUACAAUAACAAAUGGAAUGAUGAAUAAGAGAUCAUUAUAUCCAUUGGGGCAGGCCGUGAAGUUACAGGGCACCAAUAAUAAAAUACAAAAAAGUAUAUCGAUUCUCGUGUUUUAAAAAUCAAUACAGGCUGUUUACCAAGAGAAAAAAAUCCGUUUAUAUCACAACACAGACUUAAUAAAAUAUAUUGUCUAUUUAUCUUAAAAUGACUAGAAUUAACAAACCCAUGUUUAAUAUAAUGGGACUAAUACCCCAUUUUUUGGUCGAGAACGAUUAAUAUCAACUGUAUAAUAAAUUAAUAAUCAUCUACAAACUAAGGGACUAGAAGCAAGUCUUAUAAUCUUUUGUUUCUGUAAGUUCAAUUAACAACACCACAGUAGUAAAUUAUCAAAGCUGCUGGAUAAAAUAUAAAGAAGAAGCAGUUCCUUACUAAACCAAGGCCCGCUUUGAUUGAGUGUUCUUGGACUGCUUCUUGUGUUUUCUUUUCCUGCUUUCAAUGUCUGAAUCACUGCUGGAUGUCGAUGACGUAGACGUACUCGUUGAUGAGGUGGAACAGGUUGUCGAGGUGGUGCUUGGUGAUCGUGAUGUUCUUCUCUUUUUACUUUUGCUAUUCUUCUUCCUUUUGGCUUUCUGCAGUUUCUCUUGCAACUUCUGUCUCUGUUCUGCUUUUUGGAGUCGCUGUAGUGGUGUAGCAAUCUCUUCCUCAUCAGUUCCACUGCUUGUACUGCUGACAUCCAACAUUAUCUCCUUAUUAGGAUCCACCUUUAUAAAGUUUCUACAUUGAAAUGUAAGAUGCCCAGCGUAACCGCACUUCUUACACGCAGCCCGAGCAGCGUCUUUGCCAAACUUAUUCACUGAGUCUGUAAAGUUAGCAGACAUUCUUGCUACGGAAACAGGAAAUCCAAACCAAGAACCAAGCGAUUUUUAUCUAAAUGUUUUUUAAAUAACAGGCUUUAAUGACACUAAAUAUCAGAUAUUAUCUUAAUCUCUGAAAUAUUAAUAUGAAAUACCAAAUUCAUUAAUUUAAUAAAAAUUAAUCUACAAGGGUUUUUUCGGGUGCUGUCGCGAUGUUGUACUGUAAUAUUGUAUUAUCAUAUCUACACAACUAGUACUCUUACAAUUACAACCAUAUUGACUAAAAU
Spodoptera exigua (beet armyworm) is the source of this 1313-nucleotide messenger RNA. The record is from the annotation of a GenBank genome assembly. Lineage: Eukaryota; Metazoa; Arthropoda; Insecta; Lepidoptera; Noctuidae.